AGCAGUAUUGUCAUCUUCAUUUACGUUAGGAUUGUGGAUCGAGGAUUGAUCAAGGCUUCGCUUGCUCUACCUGGCUGGCUACGCGCGUUCACGUAUCUAAAAUCUCUUAGGGCUCGUAAUAAAUGAUCUUAUCAAGAGCAAAACCAGCUUCGGGGGAGGGCGCAAGGAAGUCUGUCUCUCGGAAGGAAAUCCCAACUUUGGAGCAGUUUCUCGCGCAGAGGGAUUAUACCGGUGCCCUGACCCUCCUUGAAUUCAACGACGUACCAAGUUCAAACAAAGACAGUCAGAUCUGGAUAGCAUACUGCGCUUUUCAUCUCGGCAAUUAUAAGAAAGCCGCCGAUAUUUACACGAACUUGAAGAAUGAUCAGGACGCUCAUGCGGACAUCGAUACUUACAUUGCCUGCUGCUUCUUCUAUCUUGGCAUGUAUCCGGAGUCCGAAAAGAUGCUCGCCAAUGCACCUGACAGUCAGCUUAAGACAAGAUUAUUGCUACAUUUGUCUUGCAAGUUGUCGAAAACAAAUAAAAUAAAGGAAUACGAGGAUAAGCUUCAAAAUAACGUUGAAGAUCAAUUAUGCUUAGCGUCCGUACAUUAUCUUCAAACCCAUUAUCAAGAAGCAAUAGAUAUUUACAAAAAAGUGUUGCUCAAAAAUAGGGAUUAUCUGGCCCUAAAUGUUUACGUGGCUCUCUGUUAUUAUAAAUUGGAUUACUACGACGUAGCGCAAAAGGUCCUUCAAGUUUAUUUGCAAAAGUAUCCGGACAGCGCGACUGCUAUCAACCUGAAGGCCUGCAACAUUUUCCAUUAUUACAAAAGUACCUCGGAGAUGGCAGAGAUAAAACAAUUAAUCGAUAAAGCAUCCAAUGCUAAUCACUUUAACAACGAUCUCAUUCAGCACAAUACAGUGGUAUUCAGGAAUGGCGAAGGUGCGCUACAGAUUCUCCCUGGGUUGGUGGAUGUCAUUCCCGAAGCCCGUUUGAAUCUCGUCAUUUAUUAUUUAAAGCAGAACGAGAUUCAAGAGGCGCACGAACUGAUAAAGGAGUUGGAGCCUUCGGUGGCUCAGGAGUACAUAUUAAAGGGUAUUGUAAACGCUAUCCUAGGCCAAGAACGUAACUCGCGAGAGUACAUCAAAAGUGCCCAGCAGUUCUUUCAACUUGUGGGCACUUCUGCCUCGGAGUGUGAUACGAUACCUGGAAGGCAGUGUAUGGCCUCCUUCUACUUUCUCUAUCGACAAUUUAAGGACGUACUCAUUUAUCUCAACUCCAUUAGAUCGUACUUUUCCAACGUCGAUGGCUUUAAUUUCAAUUAUGCGCAAGCGCAGGCGGCGGUUGGACAUUUCAAAGAAGCCGAAGAGGCAUUUCUCGCCAUAAGGAACGACCGCUACCGAAACGACUUUACUUACAUUAACAUUCUGGCUUACUGUCAUAUAAUGAACAAGAAAGGUCAACUAGCCUGGGAGCUUUACCUGAAAAUGGAGCCUUCGUCAGAAUCGUUCGGCUUGCUACAGCUUAUCGCCAAUUCAUGCUACGUUGUGGGUGAGUUUUGGUAUGCCGCUAAGGCCUUCGAUAUGCUCGAGCGACUGGAUCCGUCACCCGAGCACUGGGAAGGCAAACGAGGCGCUUGCUGCGGCACUUUCCAGUGCAUUGUUAUGGAAAAAUUACCAAAAGAACUAUUAUCAGAAGUUAUUAAAAUUCUCAAAAACACAAACAAUACACAAGCGGAACAGAUAAUUAGGGUGAUGCGAAAAUGGGGAAAGGAAAAUCGAGUAUCUUUUUAAAAAGUCUUGUAGUGUAGAUUAUUU
Molecule: messenger RNA, 1796 nt
Organism: Ceratosolen solmsi marchali
Lineage: Eukaryota; Metazoa; Arthropoda; Insecta; Hymenoptera; Agaonidae
Gene: Ttc26
Product: tetratricopeptide repeat domain 26
Exons: 8
Coding region: 123-1772 (549 amino acids)
Biological process (GO): intraciliary transport involved in cilium assembly; intraciliary anterograde transport
Cellular component (GO): ciliary base; intraciliary transport particle B; ciliary basal body
Molecular function (GO): protein binding; intraciliary transport particle B binding
Source: RefSeq, a predicted model, not a curated record